Molecule: messenger RNA, 2536 nt
Organism: Solenopsis invicta (red fire ant)
Lineage: Eukaryota; Metazoa; Arthropoda; Insecta; Hymenoptera; Formicidae
Gene: RtcB
Product: RNA-splicing ligase RtcB homolog
Exons: 11
Coding region: 249-1769 (506 amino acids)
Biological process (GO): tRNA splicing, via endonucleolytic cleavage and ligation
Cellular component (GO): nucleus; tRNA-splicing ligase complex
Molecular function (GO): RNA ligase (ATP) activity
Source: RefSeq, a predicted model, not a curated record
AGGUAUCUCUCCGCUAACACUUAACAUUUACGCAUUCUUUUUCUCUUCCACCUUUUCCUUUUCUGUUUUUUUUCUCUCUUUCACAAGUGGACAAGGUUGUCUUAUAGCUAGACUCUGAUUGUAGGCUGUUGCAUAUUAUUGUUAAUUAUUGCCUAUUAUUAUAGAGCAGCUCGGAGCAGUCGAAAGCUGUCAAAAGACCGGUUGUAUUGUAACGAAUAUUUCAGAGGAAUUGUUGAAUAUUUGUAAAAAUGGUUGUAAGACAAUAUCAAGAUGAACUUAAAUAUUUGGAAAAAAUUAAUGAAUAUUCUUGGAGAAUCAAAAAAGGCUUUCAACCUAACAUGAAGGUUGAAGGAGUUUUUUAUGUGAACAACACAUUGGAGCGUUUGAUGUUUGAUGAGUUGCGCAAUGCGUGUCGGCCAGGUGCAAUUGGUGGUUUUCUUCCUGGAAUGAAACAGAUUGCUAACGUUGCAGCACUACCUGGUAUUGUAUGGAGAUCCGUUGGAUUACCAGAUGUACACUCUGGAUAUGGUUUUGCUAUUGGUAAUAUGGCAGCAUUUGACAUGGACGAUCCAAAAUCAAUUGUAUCACCUGGUGGUGUAGGCUUUGAUAUUAAUUGUGGUGUUCGUCUUUUACGAACAAAUUUAUACGAGAGUGAUGUUUUACCUGUAAAGGAGCAACUUGCACAAAGUAUGUUUGAUCAUAUUCCAGUUGGUGUUGGAUCUAAAGGAAUUAUACCAAUGAAUGCACGGGAUUUGGAAGAAGCGUUAGAAAUGGGAAUGGAUUGGUCUUUGAGGGAAGGUUAUAUUUGGGCUGAGGAUAAAGAACAUUGUGAAGAAUAUGGAAGAAUGCUUAAUGCUGAUCCAUCAAAAGUAUCAAUGAGGGCUAAGAAACGUGGACUUCCGCAAUUAGGUACGUUAGGAGCUGGAAACCAUUAUGCAGAGAUUCAAGUCGUAGAUGAGAUAUAUGAUAAAUGGGCUGCAUAUAAAAUGGGUAUUGAAGAAAAAGGACAAAUUUGCGUUAUGAUUCAUUCGGGAAGUAGAGGAUUUGGUCAUCAAGUUGCUACAGAUGCACUUGUGCAAAUGGAAAAAGCUAUGAAACGUGAUAACAUUGAAACCAAUGAUAGGCAGCUUGCAUGUGCUCAUAUUCAAUCUCAAGAAGGCCAAGAUUAUUUAAAAGCGAUGGCAGCUGCUGCCAAUUUUGCAUGGGUUAAUAGGAGUUCUAUGACAUUCCUCAGCCGCCAGGCAUUUGCAAAACAAUUCAACUCGUCCCCCGAUGACUUAGAUAUGCAUGUUAUUUAUGAUGUCUCUCAUAAUAUUGCCAAAAUAGAAGAGCACAUAGUUGAGGGAAAACAGAAGACACUUUUAGUUCACAGAAAGGGAUCAACAAGAGCCUUUCCACCACAUCAUCCUUUGAUACCUGUAGAUUAUCAGUUGACAGGCCAACCAGUUUUAAUCGGUGGUACAAUGGGUACAUGCAGUUAUGUUCUAACUGGUACAGAACAGGGUAUGAAAGAAACAUUUGGAUCAACAUGUCAUGGUGCUGGUCGUGCUCUUUCAAGAGCAAAGUCACGUAGGAACUUGGAUUAUACGCAAGUUUUAGAAAAGUUAGAAGAGUUAGGCAUAUCUAUUCGGGUUGCUUCGCCAAAAUUAGUUAUGGAAGAAGCACCAGAAUCUUAUAAAAAUGUAACAGAUGUUGUUAAUACUUGUCACGCAGCUGGCAUUUCCAAAAAAUGCAUUAAACUGCGACCGAUUGCAGUUAUUAAAGGAUAACUUGGACAACAAUAUCUUGAUUUUUCUCUUUAUAAUGGUGUAUAUACGCAUUUACUUCGCAAAUAUAUUUGUGAAAUGAUAUUAAAAUUAAAAUAUCAGGCAAUAAAGCUCAAUUGUGUAUAAAGCUAUUUAUUAAAGGUGUGCGAAUCAAACAUUUGCGCAAAAAAUAAUAUGCUAAGUAUAAAAAUGCAUAAUAGAUACCAUAGAUAAUAAAUGUAUUGUGCCGUUAAAUGUUGAAUACAUAUUGUACAAAUUAUAAUGUUACUAUCAAAAUGAUAGUACUUUAGAGCAUUUUUUUGGAAAAUAUGAAACAGUUUCAAAUUUUGUUCUAAAUCCUAUGAAAUCAUAAUACAAACCCAUAAAAUGUUGAAACAAAUUUACAACGACGAUUAUAUACACGUAUUUUUAAAUAGUUAAUAAGAAACGUUUCAAAAGUUUUGGAAAUUGAUAAACAAUCAGGUAUAAGAAUUGGUAUGCACUAAUAUAAGAUUAAUCGUAAGAGAUAUAAAUGAAUCAAACAAAAUAGGCGAUUGAUUCGAAAUCGAUCAUUGACAACUCGAAAUUUUCUAACCAUUUGACUUUUAACUAUUCGCACACCUAUAUUAUUUAUAUAACAUUUUAUAAAUUGUAUAAAAUGUGUUUCACAUAUGAAUUUCAAUAUAAUGUAAAAUUAUAUAAAUAUUGAUAUUAAAUUAGCUUUCUACUUAAUAUAAUUUUUAUUAUGUGUAAGUUGUAAUUAUUCUUUGGUAAUAAAUAAGUCCGACUAA